Molecule: messenger RNA, 1149 nt
Organism: Salvia splendens (bonfire salvia)
Lineage: Eukaryota; Viridiplantae; Streptophyta; Magnoliopsida; Lamiales; Lamiaceae
Product: agamous-like MADS-box protein AGL104
Exons: 11
Coding region: 1-1149 (382 amino acids)
Molecular function (GO): protein dimerization activity; DNA binding
Source: RefSeq, a predicted model, not a curated record
AUGGGACGGAAGAAGCUCUCAAUGAGGCUGAUCGAGAACCCCACCUCCCGUCAACUCACUUAUACGAAGCGCAAGGAGGGCAUCAUCAAGAAGGCCGGCGAGCUUGCAGUGUUGUGUGACACCGACGUCGCCCUCAUCAUGUUUGCACCCUCCGGCCGCCUUGCUAGCUUCGCUAGCAACCGAAGAAUUGAGGAUAUACUACUUCGAUUUGUUGACAGGCCAGAUGAGCUUAGAGGAGGGCCUAUCAAUCACGAAGAGUUUUUGUCUCAAAAAUUGAAACAAUUGAAGUAUGAAGGUGAAAUGCUGGAGAAGAUAGCAGUUAUUGAGGAACUUGAAGGGAAACUGGACAAACUCACUAGGAAACAACGUGAGUCUAAGGAAAAAAUGAGAUAUUACGAACCUAAUGUUAAAAAAAUCAAUUCAGCUCUUGAAGCAGGAGUUUACCAGCAGUUUCUUACAACUGCUAUUCAACGUAUCCAGACAUCAAAGGCCAAGCUGCUAGGCAAUCAACUUGGUCACGAAAGGACCGAGAAUGUUGAGGUGCAGGCUGCAACGAUGCGAAUGGAUGAUGCAGUUUCAUUGACUGGUCACUCUGCUGAGGGAAACCAUGCCUGGAUGAGGUUAAAUAUGGAUGAAAAUCAAAGUGGAUCAAGCUCAGCUGCAGGAUGUGGAAUAAGUCAUGGAAUAUAUGAAGCAUUGAGUUUUAUACCACACUUGCCUACUACAGAUGGUGGUAAUGCAGUUGAAGCUGAGAUGCAGCUUAAUGAUUUUGCUGAUGCCCAGCAAGAUGAAAAUUUGGAAAAUCCUCCAAAUAUUGAUAAUAAUGAUCCACAAGAUGUUGAACCCAGAAGGUCUACCAAAGAUAGACAACAGUCUACUAGAUAUUCUUCAAAUGAGUAUCUCCUCUUGACUGAUGGGGGAGAGCCCGAGUACUUUAAAGAAGCUAUGGAAGGUGUAGUCAAGCAAAACUGGUUUCUUGCAAUGGAAUAUGAGAUGAAGGCUUUUCGUGAUAAUGAUACUUUUGAUUUGAUGUCGUUACCGAAGGGUAAGAGAGCUUUGAAGAAUAGGUGGAUCUACAGACUGAAACAAGAAGAGAACUCUUCCAAACCAAGAUAUAAGGCAAGAUUGGUUGUUAAUGGUUUCAGUUAG